Molecule: messenger RNA, 2723 nt
Organism: Armigeres subalbatus
Lineage: Eukaryota; Metazoa; Arthropoda; Insecta; Diptera; Culicidae
Product: UDP-glucosyltransferase 2-like
Exons: 2
Coding region: 15-1583 (522 amino acids)
Molecular function (GO): UDP-glycosyltransferase activity
Source: RefSeq, a predicted model, not a curated record
UUUGGCAAAUCACCAUGAUCGCACGCGCGGUAGCGAUUCUCCUCCUAUUGGUGACCUUCUCCGAAGGUGCCAAAAUUCUUGGCGUGCUACCAAUGGUAGCAACAUCUCACUUCAACAUUGGUGCCGGGAUCAUGAAAACGUUGGCAAAUGCCGGACAUGAUGUUACCGUCAUCAGCCCGUUUUCACUUAAGAACCCACCCAAAAACUACCGCGAAAUAUUGUUGACCGGAUUAGUUGAAGAGACCCAAAAAGGUGUUGAGCAGAACUUUUUCAACUUUAGGAAUUCCGGUGGAUUUAUCGCACCGAUUUUCAUGUUAUACAUGAUGUACGAAACGUUCUCUGAAAUGGUUUGCAAAUACGUGCUGAAACACCCGAGUGUAGUCGAUUUGCUCGAAUCAGAUGAGAAGUUUGAUGUGGUGUUCGUUGAGGCAUUUAUCACCGAGUCGCUGUACGGAUUUGCCCAGCAUUUUGAUGCCCCAUUGAUAGCGUACUCAACGUUUGGGAGUUGCAUGUGGACCAACGAUCUGGUGGGAUCUCCGGCACCACCAUCACACGUGGCUCACUUUUUGCUAAGCUACACAGAUAAGAUGACAUUCUGGCAGCGUUUCCACAAUACGGCCAUGACAAUUAUCGAUAGGCUGUACUACGAGCAACGCUAUCUACCCAAUCAGAGGCGGAUGUAUGAAGCAGGAUUUCCCCAUGCCAAACUGACUUUCGAGCAGCAGAUGAAAAACGUGUCUUUAGUGUUUUUGAAUCAACAUUUUAGUUUAAGUAGCCCAAGGCCUUAUCCACCUAAUGUGAUCGAAGCCGGAGGAAUCCAGAUCGAAGAAGGGAAACCUUUGCCGCAGGACCUUCAAAAAUACCUUGACGAGGCUAAAGACGGUGUCGUUUAUUUUUGUAUGGGAUCAAAUAUCAAGUCGAUUCACUUUCCAGAAGAGAAGCGACAAGCAUUUCUGAAAGUUUUCUCAAAGCUCAAACAGCGUGUUUUGUGGAAAUUUGAAGACGAAACCAUACCCAACCAACCGUCUAACUUAAAGAUCCAGGCAUGGAUGCCACAAAAUGACAUUUUGGCUCAUCCAAACGUAAAGCUGUUUAUCACGCACGGCGGUCUUCUCGGAUCGACGGAAGCGCUGUAUCACGGCAAACCCAUGGUUGGAAUUCCGAUCUUCGGGGACCAACCGAUGAACGUCGAAAAAGCCGUUCGCUCUGGAUAUGCAGUGCGGCUGGACUACGAUGACAUUACCGAGGAGACGGUCGAGAAAGCGAUCACUACGGUGUUAAACAAUCCGGCGUAUGCUAAGAAUGCAAAAUUAGUGUCCGAACGAUUCCGCGAUAAGCCGUUGUCUCCGAAAGAGGCGGCCGUAUUCUGGACCGAAUACGUAAUCCGACAUCGAGGAGCUCCGCAUUUGCGAUCGGCGGCAAUGGAUCUCUCGCUGUUCGAGUACCAGCUUUUGGAUGUUUAUGCUGUGAUGUUUGUAAUUUUGUUGGCAGUAGCUGCCAUCAAUAUUUACGUUGUGAAAAGACUGAUACAAAAGGUGUGUAAGCAGAAGUCUUCGGUUGACAAGAAAAUGAAACAAUCAUAAAUGAAGCUAUUGAUUUUACAAUAAUAUUGUAGGAAACUCGUCAUAUAGAAUAAUUCCAGUUCAGGUGCACUUAUUCUAGUAUUCAAGAUAUUUUUGCAACAACAAAAAAGAAUUGAUUCAAAAACGGAUUUCAUCAAAUCGAAAUGGAUGAAUCAUCGCGGAAAUAUCUUCAACUUGCUAUCGAUAACAGAUCACGUUGUCGAGAACUGAUGUAAAAAUUUGAUAAAUACCAUUGUCAAUAAAAAUGCAUGUCAUUUUGUUACAGCAUGUGUGCUAUUACAUAUUUAUUACUUUAGAAGUACAGUACUAGUCAGAGCGGCAGUGAAACACACAACUAGAUAUUUUAGAUGAUUGUAACAAAUCGAAAAUAAUGAUAAAUUUAACAAUGAUUAAUAAGGUUAUAUAUUAUUUUUGACAAAAGAACAAUGUUUCCUUAAUUUUCAUUUCAUAUUCUUUCCUUUCUUUUCUUUUUUGCAUCUUGAACAAUCGCCCCUUAUAAAAUAUUUCCCAUUUUGAUAGAAGAAAAGCCAAACAACUACUUUCAACGUUGAAAUAAAUCUAAAUUCGAGUAACUUUUAGUAGACUAUCAAACUGCCCAAGUCCACUAAUUUAUCACAAAUUGUAAUAACCCACCUACAUUUUCACUUAUUUGUUUUACAAUGUACCGACACUUCCGUCAAACUUUGAAAAGUUGUACAUUUCAGUGACGUUCUGAGGAUUACGAUUUUUAUUCUCGUCAGGAAACAAAGUUUAUAUAUUCGUGUGGAAGCCCACAAAUACCAAUGACCUUGUUCAAUGACCAAAUAUCACAGGCAGAUUUAUAAAACGAAUUAUCUGAUGCAGUUAAUGAAGAUAAGAAUGUCACUCUAAUAGCACACCCAUUUAAGGCUUAUACCAUGAGUGAGUAAGGUUUCUGUCAUGAAAUAUUCAUCUGUUGUGAACCGACUACUCACUUUUUCAUUCCGUAUUAAUCGGUGAAAUGCUUACCUGAAAAAAAAAAUGAAAUAUAAAUUAGUAUGCUAAAGACAUGAUCGGUAAAUGAAUUUAUAAGUUUCCUUUUUGCAUUUAUGUUCAGAUUAACAAAGUAUGUGUAAGAUAACAUGACAAAACAUUAUGAAAAUACAUAUAUUAUUUAAAAGA